Molecule: messenger RNA, 957 nt
Organism: Adineta steineri
Lineage: Eukaryota; Metazoa; Rotifera; Eurotatoria; Adinetida; Adinetidae
Source: the annotation of a GenBank genome assembly
AUGAUCACUUUCUAUAUUGUAUUAUUAAUUUUUUCCACAAAUUUAAUUGUAUUUGGAUCACCGGGUGAUAAUCAUUAUUUGUAUCGAGCAUGUUUAAAUCAUUGUAAACAAAUAAAUUGUAGUACACCAUUAGGUUUGAAGGAAUUUGAAGUAAAACAAACAUUCUUUGAAUAUAUUUUUCAAUGGUCAUGUCCAGAUGAAUGUUCUUAUGAAUGUAUGUGGAAAACUGUUAAUCAAAUGAUAUCAAAUGGACAAUCUGUUGUACAAUUUCACGGUAAAUGGCCAUUUGUACGUUUAUUUGGUGUGCAAGAACCUGCAUCAACAUUAUUCUCAAUUUUAAAUUUAUUAUCUAACUAUUUAUUUGGUUACCGAGUACUUCGUCGUUAUCUUCGCUAUGGUGUUCAUCCACUCUAUUCAAUGUGGAUAGUAUUUUGUUUUAUAUCCAUGAAUGCAUGGAUUUGGUCAACAAUCUUCCAUACACGUGAUAAACCAUUAACAGAAAUAUUUGAUUAUAUUGGUGCUAUUUCACUUGUUUUUGCUCAAUUUGCAUGUUGUCUUAUUCGUGUUGGUUAUAGAACAAAAUAUAUGCGUUUAGCAAAACUUGCAACAUUAUUUUUAUUCUGUUUUUUUAUUUAUCAUGCAUAUUAUUUACUUUUUAUUAAAAUGGAUUUUGGUUAUAAUAUGACAAUUAAUAUUAUUGUUGGUCUUUUUAAUGUUAUUUGUUGGCUUCUUUGGAGUAUAUAUCAUUUUAUGUCUGGAAAAGUUUAUGUUUGGCGAUGUGCUCUAUCUGUUGUCUUAACAAUGAUAUUUGUUGCAUUAGAAUUAGCUGAUUUUCCACCGAUUGGUUGGACAAUUGAUGCACAUUCAUUAUGGCAUUUUUCGACAAUAUUUCUACCGAUAUUAUGGUAUCGUUUUGUAGUUGAUGAUUCAAGAUAUUUACUUCUUCAUUCUAAAUAA